AUGGUAGGAAUUCUCUCACAGGGCUUUAUAAGGAUUAACCAAGAUAAUGCAUGCAAACAUCUUACUACAGUGCCUGAAACACAGUCAGGUCUCAAUGGAUACCAGACCUAUUGGGUUCAGGAGGUCUCUGCCACCAACGUGCUCUGCCACAUCUUAGGUCAGGCCAAGAAGCAUCCGAGCUUGGUCCCCUUCUUUGUGUUUAUUGGAGCUGGAGGUGGUGGAGCAGCCCUGUAUCUCUUACCUCUGGCAUUGUUCAAUACAGAUGUUUGUUGGGACAAAAAGAAUAACCCAGAGCCCUGGAACAAAGUGGGUCCCAACGAUCAAUCCAAGUCCUCCUCAGUGAAUGUGGAUUACAGCAAAGUGAAGAAAGAACAUCCAGAUUUCUAA
Messenger RNA from Callithrix jacchus (white-tufted-ear marmoset), 387 nucleotides. Lineage: Eukaryota; Metazoa; Chordata; Mammalia; Primates; Cebidae. The record is from RefSeq and is a predicted model, not a curated record.